AUGUUAUUGACAUCGUCUCUUUUGUCGGCAUCCGUAAUAUAUAUUAUAUCAGCAUCGCCAUUAGGAUCUUCCGACACACCUCAAGAUGCUGACUCUUCUGGUUUAAGUCGACUCUAUUCAGCAAAACCCUCCAAGUGGAGUAUACCCAAAAGCUUCUUUGAUGAUGCCCAUACUGAUGAUGAGGAUCAAAUUUACAACAUAGAUAAUGAGGAUGGCGACGUUUUUGAUGGUGUGAUGAGGGAUGAUCCUGAUCAAUUGAAUAUUUACCACACGCCCGACCAUAUUGUUGAUACAAAGCGCGCAGUUGAUCUGACAUUGGCCCACACGUUUUCGAUCUACAUGAAAUAUGCUAGCUCAAUCUACUGCGAAAAUGUUAGUCUAACCAGAAAAUGGCAAUGCGGUCCAUUUUGUCAGGGUGAGAGGUCCGAUUCAAAAGUGCUAUCUGUCCUCUAUGAUCAAGCAUCACGCAAACAUGGAGCAGCAGUUGGAGCCAUUGUGCUACACAAGCAGUCCAAGUCAAUUGUGAUUAUAUUUCGAGGGACUGCAAGUAGCCAUGAGUGGAGAACCAAUUUGAAUUUUGCCAAAGCCAAGCUGAGUCCGUUGCUGUUCACUGGGAGUGUUGGAACUAUUCCACCAAAUGUUAUGCUUCAUAGUGGAUUUCAAAAAGCAUAUCUCAAAAUUCAAGAGCAACUCCGUUUCAGCUUAAAUGUCAUUGUUUCCAAAUUUCCUCAAUAUAAAAUCAUAGUGACUGGACAUUCACUUGGUGGAGCACUUGCUAGCAUAGCUAUAAUGGAUAUUGCCUUGCAUCAUAAAAAGCACAUGGCAGCUCAAAUGCAUUUGUAUACCUAUGGUAUGCCACGAACAGGAAACGGUGCAUGGGCUAAUUGGGUUAAUAAAGUUGGUUUUGGUUCAGUGUAUCGUAUAGUCCGAACCAACGAUCCAGUACCACAUCUUCCAGUAAAUCUUAUUGGAUACAAGCAUUUUGGAACUGGAGUUGGAAUAGAUCAGAAUAGUGUUACUGUCAAAUGCAGACCGACUGGAGAUGCAGGCGAAACGAGCGACUGUGACCAUUUAAGCAAACGAUCUGCAAGUAUCAUGGCGCAUACUCAGGGAUACUACUAUCCAUCGUAA
Batrachochytrium dendrobatidis JAM81 is the source of this 1131-nucleotide messenger RNA. RefSeq lists its product as uncharacterized. Bases 1 to 1131 code for a protein of 376 amino acids. The transcript is spliced from 5 exons. The record is from RefSeq and is a predicted model, not a curated record. Gene Ontology annotation, biological process: lipid metabolic process. NCBI's taxonomy places the organism in Eukaryota, Fungi, Chytridiomycota, Chytridiomycetes, Rhizophydiales.